Molecule: messenger RNA, 912 nt
Organism: Lachancea dasiensis
Lineage: Eukaryota; Fungi; Ascomycota; Saccharomycetes; Saccharomycetales; Saccharomycetaceae
Source: the annotation of a GenBank genome assembly
AUGGCUGGUAGACGCAUCGAAAGGUCUGAAGAUCCGGGCCAAGGCGGAGAUGAGUUAUUCUGUGCGGUGAUGAACCCUCAGACGGGGAAUUUUAUCGACCUGUCACAUCUAUCAACGACACCCAACAACCUUAAAAAGGGUGACUCGCAAAAUCACAAGAGCCGCAAGGACUGGGAGAAAACGCGGUGGCUGGUGAAGCCACGCGAGCUGAAUCUCAAUUUCACCCUAGGCAUAUGCUCUAGCCCCACCAUCGAGGGAGAUUCAGUGCUCAACACCACGGGCGGGUACUACGUGGAUCCAGAAUCCAACAGGGAAGUGUCAAUUGGCGAUUUCACCACCAGACCGCGCUUCAUGGGCAAGAAACUGACGCUGACAUACGAAAAUGGCGACGUCUGUCCGAACGGGGUGGACAGGCGAGCGACGCUCUUCAAUUUCGUUUGCGACAAAGAGAUUCAGACCAAAGCCCAGAUAAACUAUGUGGGGUCCUUACACAACUGCUCGUACUUCUUCGAAGUGCGGAGCAUCUACGCCUGCCCCACGUCGCACAAGAGCAAUGACGUUAACGUGCUGGGCAUUUUUUUCGGCAUUUUCUUUGUCUUCUUCCUCGUCGAAUGGGGCAGACGCUGGUUUUACGGAAGAGUCAGGGCCAGGCUGCGGUAUGACAGCAGCGGUGUGUUCCCAAGCACGCGGCCCCACUGGGACACAAUCGAAAGCCCCUCGAGAUGGAGGCGGUGGCUGAAACGGCUGGUUCAUGUUGGGGGGCCGGCCAGCGCCGCGGGGAUCAAACUGAGCAACUCUUCCCCGUACCGGAACGCCAGCACAGACUCGCUGGCUCGAGACAUCGAGGCCCAAAACCGCCUUCUCGACAACCUAGACGCGACCAGCUCGCAUUCCGACCCUUACCGCGAGUGA